GCGGGAGCAGGGCCUCUCGGCUGGAGCCCGUCCCCGCCCCGGUCCGCCCUCUAGUUUCCGGGGAACUUGGAUUACCGAGGCCGGCCAGCCGGUACCGUGAUUGGGGCAGGGCCCGGGCGUGCCGUGGAGCGCACAUUGGUGCUGGAAGCCACGUCCGGGGCGUAGGACUAAGCGGAGCUGCGCGUCGGAGGAGCACAUCGCGUCUCCUCCCGGCUACCUGAAAAACCUGUUCUUCCGGGAAAGGGCGGCUGCCAUCUCUGGGAUUUCAGAGGUGCUCGGAGACCACCCGGGCAUCUUGCAAGUCGCUCUCGGUUUGCGCCUCAGUGGCGCGAGAGGAUUCUGAGCGGCGCACUCUCCUCUCCUCUUCGGCUUAGGCGUGGACAGCAAAGGACUCUUCCCUGGGGUUCCACUUUCUCUUUCUUCGGGAGAGGGGUCGGGGGACGGGAACUUGUCACUCAUAACUCUGUGGAGUUUUCGCACCCCUCGCCGUGUUUGUCUCGAAGGGCUCGCUGGUUGGCACUAAUCUGCAGGAGUCCUCUGCUUUUCGAUUUCUUUAAUUUGGGGACAGUUCCCGCCAAAGACAUUCGACGCACCUUUCCCUGUUUUGGCGGGCGGGCUGGCGUCCCGGGUCGCCGGAGCCUGCGGGAACCCUGCCCUUAUAAGCUGCCUCUCGAAUCUCUCUUCGUUUAGCCUGACUCCUUCUGGCUACUGUUCUCGAGGGGACGGUGCAGACGUGGCUCCCUUUUGCCCUGUUCAUCUUUUGAGGGAGUGCGUGCUAGACAGGGGGCAUUGGCCUCCUAGGAGCUACUUGUGUGGUGGAAGUAGGCGCGAGGACAGCCCCGGGGUCGUCGGCCAUGGCCUUUACUUUCGCUGCCUUCUGCUACAUGCUUUCCCUGGUGCUGUGCGCUGCGCUCAUCUUCUUCGCCAUCUGGCACAUAAUUGCCUUUGAUGAGUUAAGGACGGAUUUUAAGAGCCCCAUAGACCAGUGCGACCCUGUUCACGCAAGGGAACGGCUGAGAAACAUCGAGCGCAUCUGCUUCCUUCUGCGAAAGGUCAGUGCAAGAGCUGCAUGGUGGAGGAUGGAGAAGCCCAUGCUGGUGCUGCCAGAAUACUCCAUCCACAGCCUCUUCUGCAUCAUGUUCCUGUGCGCUCAGGAGUGGCUCACCCUAGGGCUGAAUGUUCCUCUGCUUUUCUAUCACUUCUGGAGGUAUUUCCACUGCCCGGCAGACAGUUCAGAACUAGCCUACGACCCGCCAGUGGUCAUGAACGCAGACACCUUGAGUUACUGUCAGAAGGAGGCCUGGUGUAAGCUAGCCUUCUAUCUCCUCUCCUUCUUCUACUACCUUUACUGCAUGAUCUACACUUUAGUGAGCUCUUAACUCAAAGACCCUGCACACUUCAUCAGAGUCUGGGACGGGAGAAGACCACUUGUGCUGGAGAUUGGAGGAGGGACCCAGAGUGGGGAUGUGUGAGAACGAGCCCCAGCAGGCAGCGGGACUGAAUCGGAAUGGAAAUCAUGCAGCCAGCGGGCUGAAUUAGCUAUGCGCUGAUUUUGCCACUGCCUUGUGUAUUGUAGCCUUUGGCGUCCCAAAUCCCACUCACGGUUGUCUCUCCCUUCUGAGCAUCGGGGGCAGGGGACUGGGCGACAAAAACUAACCCUCUCCUGAGAGAUGAUUACUGGAUCCCCUUCACAAGCAGCGACCUGUAAAUUCGCACUGAGUUUCCAGAUUGUGGGAGUAGAGGCAAGAAGGCUGGAGGGUGCCUGCUAAGCAAAUGAAUGGCCCAUCAAAGGCCUGGUGACGUCGCGGGCUACCCAAGACUCGUGUGUUUUCUCCAAGCUGUGGCCAUGCUCAUCACCGUGAAUAGGAAGGACUGGAAGGUGUGCAGGAUUUGCCUUCAGCUGCAGCUAGCCCUGCGUUUAUUUUCAUGCACUGCUUCAUGAGAGUCAGGCUUAGUGACAUCGUGAACUGGGUUUGGGACAGUAUGUUGAUAAUGAGUUAUGUCCAAACUCACAGGGAUAAGUUGGGGAGGGAGGAUUGUAGGAAAAAAUUUUUUUUUCUUUAAAAAAAAUGUUUGUAACAUGCCCACAGUGUUAGUUUAGCACUUCAAGUGUGUAUUCUUCUGUUGCUAUCCAAAACCAUCGUAGUCAUUUAAUGCAAAUCAGCUGAUCGACGCCAGUCAAAACUACCUUCUUUUAAAGAUCCCAAAACAGUUCCGAGCCCAGAAAAUCCUGUGGAGUGGUUGUUUUCUACUGUGGGCAUCUGGCAGCCAGGAAGUGAGACAACAUAAUUAUAACUUCAUUUUAUGAUGCUGCAUCAUUUCUGCUGUUUAGUUCAAUGUGAGGACGUUUGCUUAUUUAGAAUUUUCCAUUUGAUAUUCUCUCCUUUUUGGGUGGAAGUUGUGCUGGAGGUUGUAAAUAAUGACAAAGCUAAGAUUGUAUUAUGUUUAAAUUGGGCACAAUGAUUUUGACCUUAUUCCCCAAACUUCCCUUCUUCCCCAAACUUCCCUUCUUCCCUACAGUUUGACACACACAGGCUAUUGAUAUAUGUACCAAGCUCCCGUCUGAAACCUGUGACUCAGGUUUAUGAAUGGUGUUUGUGAAACAUGUCGUGUGCUCUGUUUAAAACGCAGAGACAACUCGAGUGUCUCACCUAACUAACUGUCUCAUCACGCCCCAUUACAGAUUGGAUUUGUCUCCAUAUGGUUGGUAAACUGGUAGGUAGAAAAAGCAGAGUUUCUAAAAGGCAUUUAGCUUCUAAAAAUUCUACAGAAAACAAAAUGCAGAUUUGUGCUCUGAGGCUGAUGGCGUAAAAACAGCAAAGUGGAGACAAUAUUUAGGGGAGAAGGCUUCUCCUCGGCCGAUGCCCAUUCUCCUGACUAGGUCGCUAAUGUUGGGGGUGGGUAGUGACCCUCAGAGCUUAUCCCUGUCUUUGGCUUCAUUCCCAAGAGGGCUGGUUACGUCCAGCCGGAGAAGCAAGCCCUGGGUUCCUGGCAGCAUACAGCACAUCUAACCCCACAGCCCUCUUGCAAAUGCAACAGAAUGGAGAGGGUAAAUGGUCCAUGCCACGUCUCAAAUGAAGCUGUUAAGUUUGUUUUUAUGCUUUGCUUUAUUUCAAAAAGAUUUGGAGUAUCUUAAAAUAACAAACCUGAGUACAUGGAAAUAGAAAUCUGAACUCUCACAAAGGGGAAAUACCCAGAUACCGAAUCCCUGAGCUACUCUGGUUACCAUGGUUGAGCAUUAAAUUUGAUACUGUUUUUAUUAGUAGGAAAUAAUAACCAUUCACAUUUACAUAUAGCUUUGCAUUUUAAAGAUUGCAGUCAUAUACAUUCUUCUUGUUUGAUUCUCCUCACAAUCUUUUGAAGUUGAUACUGUUAUUUUUCCCAUUCUGUGAAUUAGGCAGUGCAGUUCAGAGAGGCUAAGUGACUUGCCCAUAGUCACACAGCAGUAGUAGACCUGCCUUUGGACCCAGGUCUUCUGACUUUAAAACCCUAUGUCUUUUCCAUCAUACCUGAAAGCUAGCAAAGUAUGUUAGGUCCCUGUUAAAUUGUACUUGUAGCAUUAACUUUCUGAGAAAAAGAGAGGAUUUUAAAACUAGAGCUUUAAAAGAAAUGAUUGGGUGGCCUGGUUUUCUUUCCCUUCAUGUGCUAGCCCUCAGACUUGCUUUACUGUGGGAGGUUCUUCUCUAAGGUGGUCCUUUAAAAGCUUUAAAAGCUGGAAGUGCCUCUUAGGUAGCUCUUAUCUUUAUGAAAGAGAAAUCAUCCACUUAUUUUCCUCCCACAAUUUGUGACUGGGAAAUAAUUCUAGUAGGUCUGCUGGCAGUUCAACCAAUUUUCAACUCCUGGGAGAAGAUAAUCAUUAUGAUAAAAAUGAGAGUAAUGGCCACAGUUUAUGGAGCAUGUGCUGUGUUAAGUGCUUUACACCUGUGAUCUCCCCAACCUCACGAUGAUCUUACAAAGCAGUCAGAUAGUCUUAUCUCCACUUUACUGAUGAGGAAACCUGGGAGACUCACAGAAGGUGAGACUUCUCUAGGUGGUCUGGUCCCAGUAUAAGGGCUCAGUACAAUAAGACAUUGUUUUACACAAAUGCAACAUGCGAAAUUCAGUUAUACGUGAUUGGCAAUCAAUCAAUCAAUAAAGGCAGAGAGAAUUUAAAAUUUUUUAAAUUAUUUCUAUGAUUAAUUUUGUUUAUUUAUUGUUCCUAGAGCAUUUAUUUGCCUUAUUUAUAAAAAUAUUUGAUAGUUAUCCUCAUGUAAGAAAUACUUAUUAAAUAAUGGGGUUCAUUAUUAUGUGCUAUUUUCAACUUAUGCCAAGGGUCUUGGAACAUAAUGGUCACCUAAAAUGAGGUCCUGCUGUACUACCAAUGUGACCAAAUUCUAUACACUUCAUGUACUUUUUUUUGAUCCUCUUAAUAACACCAUGAGUUAGAUAUUAUCUCUGUUCUGUAGAUGAGGAAACCCUGAGAAGGUGAGUCUCUUGCAGAGAUCCACCAUUAGUAAGGGUAUGUACAGCAGCAGCUGGGCUUUAAACCCAGGGCUGCCUCUUUUCACAUGAUUUUGCCAGCUUCAAUUUCUUUGUCUCUCAUUGUUUAACCUGGAGAAAUCACCCAAGGGAAGAAGGAGGGUGAAGCAGGAGAAACGGCACCUGGAUAAAUCGCAAAGUGAAUAUUACCCUUGCGCCAUAGAAUGCUCGCCCUGCCAAGUAUGGGUGUGAGAUUCUCAGGGGACACAGGUAUCAUCUGGAGGUGGUAUUGGUGAAUUGGUCUCAUUCUCUUAGGCACAACCAUAGGCCUUGUGUGUGGCGUGGUUGUGCCCAAAGAGUCAGAGUGUGACUCGGGGCAGUUACUUAAGCUGACUUUCACUUUACUAAAGCAAGGAGAAUAAUAGCACCCACUUUACAGGCUUGUUAUGAAGAUUGAGUGAGUUCGUAUUUGCAAAGAACUUAGAACAGAGUCCUGCACCUGAUGAGCACUCUGCAGCCGUAGUGGGGUGAGUCUUCCCACGCCAUCCUUACUCGGCCUUGUAAGGUCACUUGGAAAGAGGGAAAGCCACUGGCCACGUGGAAGGGAGUGCAGAUUCCCGAAUGCAGCUGUCCUCCAGAGGCCUCUUUCCAUUCUAUAAUCUCCUAUGUGGAGGUCCUGGCACCUCAUUUCAAUGCCACAUUUUCUAGCCAAUAAUGGUAACAAUUGCUGUUGAAUACUUACACAGUCUGGGCAUUGCAAAGAACUUGACCUGCAUUGUUUCAUUUAACCCUCACAAUGAUCUGAUGAAGUAGGAACUAUUGCUGUCCCUAAUUUAUAGUUGAAAAUACUAAAUCUUAUAGUGGGUAAGCAAAUAAGCCAAGGCCAAAAUUGCUAGUAAAUAAUGGAACCUAGACUUGAACCCAAGUCUUUUUGACUCCAGGGCCUUAACCAUGUUUGCAUCCUUAAAAGGUUGACACAGUAUAGGGAGGGUAUGGUGGCUUGAACUGUGUACCUCAGUUUGGGCCCACAUUCUGGCGGGUGUGGACCCACUGCAAAUAAGAUCUCUUCAAGUUGUUACAUUGGUUAAGGUGUGACCCAACUGAAUCAUGUUGGGUUUAAUAUGGAUUAUUGGAGUUCUUUAUUGGCAGAGUGCAAGUCAGAUGGGACAGAGAUGCCAUUGGGAUCAGCCAGAAGCUGGAAGUCAACAGAACCUGGAAGAGAAAGGAGAAGACACCUCCAUGUGUAUUUCUACCUGAUGGAAAAGCCAAGGAACCCCAGAGAUUGCCAGCCAGCCAGAAGAUACCGACACCCUGGGAGGAAGCAAGCCUUCUAGCCUCUGUAACCAUGAGCCAAUAAAUUCCUGUUGUUAAGCCAACCCGUUGUAUGGUAUUUAUUUUAGCAGCUAGGAGACAAAAACAGAUGGGGCAU
Molecule: messenger RNA, 5887 nt
Organism: Choloepus didactylus (southern two-toed sloth)
Lineage: Eukaryota; Metazoa; Chordata; Mammalia; Pilosa; Megalonychidae
Gene: CNIH3
Product: cornichon family AMPA receptor auxiliary protein 3
Exons: 6
Coding region: 855-1379 (174 amino acids)
Biological process (GO): vesicle-mediated transport; regulation of AMPA receptor activity
Cellular component (GO): synapse; dendrite
Source: RefSeq, a predicted model, not a curated record